AUGCGAGAUAUUCGACCUUACACCGCCCAACUUCCAUGUUGUCGUGACCGUUUCGGAGAGCAAGCUUGUCAAUCACUUAGGAAAGCUCAACCGGCUCUCUUCGAGAAGAGAUGCCUGACGGAUCACGACUUCAGUUCCAUCGAUUGUUGUGGAGAGUGUCGGAAAUACAUUGAGAGAAAUAAGAUAAGCUCGGAAAACUCUCGCUCACUUCAAAAGGCUCCUGCAAUGUGUAAAGACAAACAUUCCAUCGGAUUCUGUCGACGAUUCAAAGCUUCUGGAAUGGGAAAAUACAGUUGUUCAGAUGCUGAGUUUGCAGUCAGAGUGUGCCGUCAUUCGUGUGGAUACUGUAACGAUGAGCUGUAUUCCAUGAAGAAUGCUCCAUCGAUGUGCUCGGAUACCAAUAAAGCAAUUCCGAUUGUGAAUGGUACCCAUUUAUACUGGGCGUUUGGAAGAGAGGAUACGAAAAAGGCUCUUUAA
Molecule: messenger RNA, 477 nt
Organism: Caenorhabditis briggsae
Lineage: Eukaryota; Metazoa; Nematoda; Chromadorea; Rhabditida; Rhabditidae
Exons: 4
Coding region: 1-477 (158 amino acids)
Source: RefSeq, a predicted model, not a curated record